GCAGCAUUGCACCAGCCGUCUCCGUUUCUUUCGCCGUUUUGUAGAAAAUGGCGUUGCUUACUCCUCUUUUUGCUUUUCUCUAUCACUUACCACAGGUGUACAAAUGGUUGCUGAGACCAUACUAUAUUGCAUCUUUGUUUAUGUCUGUUGCUUUUUUGCUCGUUCGCAAGACCCCAGGAAUUUGCGAACGUCUCUCGACGCAACGAGAGGAUGGCAACUCUUGUGAUUUCGACUGGAGAGAGGUUGAAAUACUGAUGUUUCUGAGUGCAAUCGUUAUGAUGAAGAACAGAAGAGCGAUAACUGUGGAGCAACACGUUGGGAACAUCAUCCUUUUCAGCAAAGUGGCCAACGUCAUUCUGUUCUUCAGGCUGGACGUCCGCAUGGGCCUGCUUUACCUGACUCUGUGUAUCGUGUUUCUCAUGACAUGUAAACCCCCUCUCUACAUGGGCCCGGAAUACAUCAAAUACUUUAGCGACAAGACCAUAGACGACGAGUUGGAGAGAGAUGGCCGUGUUGCAUGGCUGGUGGAGUUCUUUGCUAACUGGUCGCCAGAGUGCCAGUCCUUUGCCUCGGUUUAUGCCGACCUGUCCCUAAAGUACAACUGUGCCGGACUGAAAUUUGGAAAGGUGGACAUUGGUCGCUAUGGAGAAGUGUCCACUCUCUCUCUCUCUCUCUUUCUCAGGUACAAAGUAAGCACAUCUCCUCUAUCCAAGCAGCUGCCCUCUGUAGUGCUCUUUCAAGGGGGUAAGGAGGUUAUGCGGCGCCCUCAGGUGGACAAAAAGGGAAGGGCAGUGUCCUGGAGCUUCACUGAGGAAAACAUCAUCAGGGAGUUUAACCUCAAUGAACUUUACCAGAAGUCGAAGAAGCUGAACAAGAACAAGGAGGAGAAGACUGAAAAGGCCAGCGAGUCGCAGUUCCCGCCUGUGCCGGAGGAGGAGGAGCCAGAACCCGAGACCAAGGCGGAGACAGAAUCCAAGAAAGACAAAUAGGGAUGGACUUGUGGGGCAGCAUUGUGACAUCACAAUGGGACUGGUUGAUCUUAUGCGAAUAUUCAAACUGCUGUAGAGUGAAUGAGAAUGUGAACGGGGGAAACAAACAGUUCAGUUAUAUCCAACUGGAUCUUUUAAUAUAAAUUUAACUUAAAUCGAAAUGUACACGUGUAAUGCAGCCUUCUGAGUAUUUCCCAUCAUUCGAAAGUCCAUUUUUCCCCUUCGACGAGUGAAAUGGUUACUGCCUGCAACGUUGUUAAAUCAAACAAAACGAGACAUUUCACGCUUCCUACCUCUAACAUGGCUAACAAGGUGUGAAAUGUUGUUUUUUUUUUUCUUUUGGUACACCGUUUCUUUUAUGCUAAAAUACACAGCUAAUUGGAACACUUUUCUAUGAUUUGUUAACGGUCGUUUAUUCUUUUCUGUGUUUGCUCUAGUCAGUCUGUUUUUGUAUUUAAUCAUAUGACUGUCAGCUAAUAUUAUUAGUACUAAAAUGACGAUUUUGGUUUUAAAAAAGAAAAAAAAACAAAAAACCAAAAUGGACGCACACUACACUCCAGAGGAUAUAGUCUUAACCACUUCAUGUGAGCAUUUUGUCAGUGAAAAUUAGUGAUGCAACUGUGAUUGGCCAGUGUAUUUGUAAAAGACCAAUUAGGAUCUGUGCUAGUUUGGAUAAUGGUAUAAAUCAGUCUUUCAGAGGACAUUGCAGACUUAAUUUCAGUCUAGUAUUUUUGUUCACUUAUCCAAAAUCGGCAACAGCAAGAGUAAGAGAUUGUUGACUAGAAACACUUAUUAUUGCUAAACGCGUACUAUUUAACAUGCAAACAUAUCACUGUUAACAAGGUGGUCUUUUGGUUAAAUGUAACAUUCCUCUGAGUUUGAGUGUUGGUAGUACAGUGCUGCCACCAUGUGGACAGAGGUGAUGUAACAGUUAUGUCAAAUCCAUUGCUCUCUGUGUUGGAAAUGUCACACUCCUGCUGGUUUCAACCGUUGGUCCUGCCUUUACACUCACACAUUCCUUUUUGUAUUGUCCACAUUCGAGCAACACUGUGAGGUCUUCACCUCUCCUCCCUGUUCCUUUUUAAAUCACUGCUGAAUUUGAAUUUUUAUCAAAACGUCCUCCAUUCCUAUGUUACUGUUAUGAACAAUUUUUUUUUAAGAGCUUAGCUUGUGUUAGUCAGUAUGGAUGUAACCCAGCAAGUGUCAUAAAGCAAUGGCAUACAGAACACUCAUUCUCUCUCUCUCUC
Chanos chanos (milkfish) is the source of this 2236-nucleotide messenger RNA. RefSeq names its product thioredoxin-related transmembrane protein 2b (gene tmx2b). Gene Ontology annotation, biological process: brain development. The coding region runs from base 48 to 989 and encodes 313 amino acids. NCBI's taxonomy places the organism in Eukaryota, Metazoa, Chordata, Actinopteri, Gonorynchiformes, Chanidae. Gene Ontology annotation, molecular function: disulfide oxidoreductase activity. The record is from RefSeq and is a predicted model, not a curated record. Gene Ontology annotation, cellular component: membrane-bounded organelle. The transcript is spliced from 8 exons.